Rhipicephalus microplus (southern cattle tick) is the source of this 690-nucleotide messenger RNA. RefSeq lists its product as uncharacterized. The record is from RefSeq and is a predicted model, not a curated record. Lineage: Eukaryota; Metazoa; Arthropoda; Arachnida; Ixodida; Ixodidae.
GCGCUGGAUCUCCAGGUUCUGACUCAACGAGAACAUUGUGUGAAAAACCAAACCCUCGAAAAUGAAGCUCUUCAUCGCUACCCUUAUCUACGCCCUCGUGGCAUGCGGUGUUUUCGCUGAGGAAGCUGACAAAGAAGAAAAGGUUGAAGGACGUGGAGGCCUUCUGGGUGGUGGUCUCGGAGUCGGUAGCUAUGGUAGUGGUGUGGGACCUGGUCUCGUCGGCGCUGGUCUCAGAGGUGCAGGCAUCGGAGCAGCUGGUCUCGGAGGAGCUGGUCUUGGCUACGGGGGUGCUCUUGGAGGAGCUGGUCUUGGCUACGGCGGUGGUCUCGGCAACGGCCAGGGAUUCCAGUCCGGCUAUGGCUCUUCGGCUGGUGGCCAGCAAGGUGGAUACCAAGGUGGCGCCAGCGGACACAACCAGGGAUCCGUGGGCUUUGGCAGUGGUGCUGCCCACAGGAACGUGAAUGCCUACAAACACAACCAGGGGUACAGCCACACUUCGGGAUUCUCAGCCAGCGAAAGCAAGAACUUCGGUUCCGGACGUAACCAGGGUUCUAUCGGGUUCGGCAAAGGAGCUGCAGGUCACCAAGGAGGGUAUGGACAGUCGACGUACGGACAAAACGCCGGUUCUGGCUUCGGUGGAGGAUACCUCGGGUAGAACUGACACUUAAUAAAGUUUUUUUCUGCGAUAUA